GCCCGCUUGGCUGGGUGAAUGUUAUCCCCGGGGGUGGAAGGUUCCAAUUCAGCUGACCUCUGCUUGGGCGCUCAGCGGUGCGAAGCGCCUUCUCCCUUGGGCGCGAGGGCAGCAGCGGCAACAGCAGAGACGUGACCUGGACUGGACUGGGCUCUCCUCUGCCGGGGCGGGAGCACUAAAGCGCCUCCCCUUCUGCGUCCUAUGAAAGUGAGGGCGGCAGAAUCUUAUGUAUGACAAGGAAAAAUGAACACUACGAUGAGUGAGGAACCUGAUGCAUUAUCCGUAGUUAACCAGCUGAGGGAUCUUGCAGCUGACCCUCUAAAUAGAAGAGCAAUUGUCCAGGAUCAAGGAUGUCUACCAGGCCUUAUUUUAUUUUUGGAUCAUCCCAACCCUCCAGUUGUCCACUCAGCACUACUUGCUCUCCGCUAUUUGGCGGAAUGUCGUGCCAACAGAGAAAAGAUGAAAAGUGAACUGGGUAUGAUGCUGAGCUUACAGACUGUUGUACAAAAGACCACGACACCAGGGGAGACGAAACUGUUAGCUUCUGAAAUCUACGAUAUUCUUCAGUCUUCCAGUAUGUCUGACAUGGACAAUGUAAACGAGAUGAAUUCUCGACGUCGGAAAGCUCAGUUUUUCCUCGGAAGUACAAAUAAACGUGCCAAAACGGUGGUUUUACACAUAGAUGGCCUUGAUGAUUCGUCUCGGAGAAACCUGUGUGAAGAGGCCUUGCUGAAAAUUAAAGGGGUCAUCAGCUUUACAUUUCAAAUGGCAGUUCAAAGAUGUGUAGUCCGAAUCAGAUCAGAUUUGAAAGCAGAGGCAUUGGCAACAGCAAUAGCAUCAACCAAAGUUAUGAAAGCUCAGCAAGUUGUGAAAAGUGAAAGUGGAGAAGAGAUGCUGGUUCCAUUCCAAGAUACCCCUGUAGAAGUGGAACAGAAUACCGACCUCCCUGAUUAUUUGCCAGAAGACGAAAGCCCUUCAAAGGAGCAAGACAAAGCAGUGUCCCGGGUUGGGUCGCAUCCAGAAGGUGCAGCCAGUUGGCUGAGCACGGCCGCAAACUUUCUCUCCAGAUCUUUCUAUUGGUGACUGUGAGUCGAGGCUAAAGGACUGUGUGAACCAAAAGGGGGACAGUUUUCCAUUGGUAUGGUGAACUGCCAAGUGCAUUUUGCAAUAAGUUAUCGCAAAAGAUUUUUAGACUACACAAAACAUGCUGUGUUUUACAUUUUAUUGGACAUCUGGCCUUUUAGGCCAGUCAGAAGGAUGGAGGCCUCAAAUGAAGGUUUGUUCAUUCCCUUGCCCUCCACCCCCUGUUCUCAUAUAUUUUAUUGCCUCUCUUUUUAAUAUGGGUCCAUGGUCAACCAAAUGUUUUUGUGUGUAUAAAGCGUUACUUUAAAAAUCACGAUAAAGACACAGAGCCCAUUCAGCACAAAUCUCAGGACAUCUGUGCAAGGAAAUAAUUAGCCUAAAUUUUGCAUAGAUCAAAAUGCCUUUUGUUUUUGUUUGGCCUUACUUCAGAUUAUGUAUAUAUCCCUCUGUAAUGUGGCUUCAGAGGGUAAAACCUGAUUUAUUUGCCAUUUAUUUUAUGUCCCCCCCCCCAACUUUGUUCAGAGCCAUCAUGUCCAUAUUCUUCUUGUUACAUUGCAAAGGGGAAUGCUUCAAACUUGAACUUUAUUGCCCUUGACGUGUUGCAUAUUUUAAACUGUCAGCCCUUAACCACUCUCAAUCUGGACUUUAGUAAUAAGUUGAGACAAAAAUGUAUGUGUGUGUAUUUAUACAGUAAAUAGCUGUAAGAAAAUGCUUGUAAUGAUGGCUGCGGUUUUCUGGAUAUGAUUCCGAAACCACUGAUUGUAAUUUAGGUUGGUUAAGAAGCUCUGGGAUAAAAAGUUUCAAUCUGCUCCGGUGAUACCUUGUUGCAGGUUGUGACUGCGGUACAAAGUGUGGCGAUGGCCUUAUUAAAAAAUCAUUUUCAUUUGAUAAUAAGAGCUGAGCAUAGCAGAGAGAGUG
Molecule: messenger RNA, 2001 nt
Organism: Elgaria multicarinata webbii
Lineage: Eukaryota; Metazoa; Chordata; Lepidosauria; Squamata; Anguidae
Gene: ARMC1
Product: armadillo repeat containing 1
Exons: 7
Coding region: 244-1083 (279 amino acids)
Molecular function (GO): protein binding; metal ion binding
Source: RefSeq, a predicted model, not a curated record